Molecule: messenger RNA, 3346 nt
Organism: Pongo pygmaeus (Bornean orangutan)
Lineage: Eukaryota; Metazoa; Chordata; Mammalia; Primates; Hominidae
Gene: TBPL1
Product: TATA-box binding protein like 1
Exons: 7
Coding region: 624-1196 (190 amino acids)
Biological process (GO): DNA-templated transcription initiation
Molecular function (GO): DNA binding
Source: RefSeq, a predicted model, not a curated record
GUGUGGCGCUCUCAGGGCCGUUACGCGAUUUUCGCUCCCGCGGGCAGCGCCUCUCAGGCCACCCCCGAGGGACCCCGAGGACGCACUCGGGCCCCAGCGCGACGGUUCAAACGGGCCAGUGUGCGCCGCCGGGGUCCCCCGGCCCCUGCAGGGCUACCUGGGGCAGAGCCGCGGAGGGUCUCCGUUCCUAGACGUCCUCCUACCCCGGGCGGCCUGAGUCCUCGCCAGCAUCCGCCCUCUCCCACUCCCAUCCUUCCUGGAUCCACCUCUCGGUUCCCGAGGGACAGUCCCGACCGCAAACCCACGUAGAGUAAGGAAUGUGGAAGGGACAGGCGACAGAAGUGGCAUACGCUCCUGCGUUAUCCCUCCGUCUGGCCACACCUUGUGUCUCCAUCUCUCGCCCCUUCCUUCCCUCCGUCUGUCAUCUGUCAUCCCCUGUCGCUCUAAGACCAGGAUUCCAAUUCGCCUAGUGAGGAAUCUCACUAGGGAAAUUUAUCGCGACAUCAUAAAUUAACGGGUUCAUUUUGACUGAAAAAGCGAAGGACUUUUUUCAGGCAGAAAACAAGUCUCGUCUGGUCGGAUGUGAUCUUCAUGGUGGAAAGCUAAAUUUUAAAACCACCCCAAUGGAUGCAGACAGUGAUGUUGCAUUGGACAUUCUAAUUACAAAUGUAGUCUGUGUUUUUAGAACAAGAUGUCAUUUAAACUUAAGGAAGAUUGCUUUGGAAGGAGCAAAUGUAAUUUAUAAACGUGAUGUUGGAAAAGUAUUAAUGAAGCUUAGAAAACCCAGAAUUACAGCUACAAUUUGGUCCUCAGGAAAAAUUAUUUGCACUGGAGCAACAAGUGAAGAAGAAGCUAAAUUUGGUGCCAGACGCUUAGCCCGCAGUCUGCAGAAACUAGGUUUUCAGGUAAUAUUUACAGAUUUUAAGGUUGUUAACGUUCUGGCAGUGUGUAACAUGCCAUUUGAAAUCCGUUUGCCAGAAUUCACAAAGAACAAUAGACCUCAUGCCAGUUACGAACCUGAACUUCAUCCUGCUGUGUGCUAUCGGAUAAAAUCUCUAAGAGCUACAUUACAGAUUUUUUCGACAGGAAGUAUCACAGUAACAGGGCCCAAUGUAAAGGCUGUUGCUACUGCUGUGGAACAGAUUUACCCAUUUGUGUUUGAAAGCAGGAAAGAAAUUUUAUCAUUCACCACUUAAUUGGUUAGAAUCUCUAACUGAGCACCUUUUAAACCUGCUGCACAUUGGACUCAAAAGGAAAACUGGACCAACAGUAAUUGAGGAAAUAGACUCUUUUAUUCAUUCACGGCUACAGUGUAAGCUCCAGUCCCUUUGGAUUUUAUUCCAAACCUUGCUGUAAUAUAAAAGGAAGUUUACAAGACAUGACAUUGCUGCUUUUACAAAAGGACAUUCUAUUUAUUUUCGCAGUAAUUCUCAUGUCCCCAUAAGCAGAGCUGUCACAGUGUGCACUACCUUAGAUUGUUUUAUUGUUGUCAUUGUAAUUUUUUUCCAUUUUGAGCUAAUGUGUUUUAUUUGUGAAUAGUCUUUUACAUUUUUGUAUGCUGAAUAUGGGCACCAAAGAACCUGUAAAAGUUAUCUUUUUCAAUUGAAUGUGCACAAAUAAAAGUUUGGAAAAGAUCUCUCUUCAUAUCCAUUCUAUAACUUUUAUUCCCCAUUUUCUAUUUUAACAAAAAUUGUAUUCAUACUUCUUUUUUUUAAAAUCUAUGCAAGCUUAAGACUUCAGCUAAAGUGUGUUGGCUUCUUUUUGAAGUGUAUUUUGUGUGUGUGGGUGUAUAUAUAUAUAUGCGCCACAUGUGUAUAGUAUCUUUUAAUGCUCUGUUACCAAAUAACAAAUAGGAAUUUUUUUUCUUGCAGAUUAGAAAUAAAAACGUGUAUAUAAACUCUAGGGAACCAGACUAGAAGUUUAUAGAUAAAGGAUAAUGUUUUAUGUUGCUAAUUUAAUAUGAUAGAAAAUGUUAAAUAACUUGUAAAGGUUAAGAAAUUGUAGUUUUAAGAAGAGAAACCUCUUACCCACUAGAUGGAAAUGAGAAAGAAGCUGUGAUGAAUGGUGCCUCAUUUGGACCUUUGUUUUUCUGGAAAGACUCAACACCUGUAGUUGUAGAGAAGUGAUUGAGGUUCUUGACUUUAAUCUUGGGUUGGUGCCCAAGCCUACACUAAGAGUCUUGUCAGAAGUUGGUAACAUGGAGAUGUUUUAACAAGAAGUGCCCAUAAGCUGCCUCUGUGCCACAAUGUAAUUGUCAAAUAGCCCCACUUGAAUUUGAAAGCCAUUUUGUGCGAUACUGUCCUUCCCCUUGCUGUAUCUUAUUUAAUGGAGUUAAAGAGUGACUAUUCAGUAUAUGAGAUUGCUACUCUUAAAGUUAUAAUAAAUACGCAUUUAUGAAACAGUGUCUCUGGCUCACCCAGGAGCCCUGAUGUGGUAAUACAGGAUCAAGCUGUAGUUGUGCCCUGUCAUUUAGGUUUAGGAGUUUAGUGUAACCAACAGUGAUUAUACCUAGAAAUAAAGCUGAGUGGAGAGUCCAAUUAGCUUCUCAGGAGAAACUUAAUGGAGACAAUAUUCCAACACAAUGUUCCACAAAAACUCGUAUUUCCAAAAUGUUUUUAAACCUUUGUGGAAAAAUUGCAACAUCCUAACCUCCAUAUAUAGUACAUUUUCCUUACUGUAUUAUAAAAUCUUGAAAACUUAGCUUAGGCACUGCACUGAACAACACAUAGUUUUUAUCUUUUUUCUUCUCAAUGCCUUCCCUAACCUGCUUCUUAUUCCAAAGUGGAAAGCAAAGGCUAACUUACAUUUUUCCUUCUUGUGAAAUAUUUCAUUGUGAUUUUUAGACUUUUAUUUUUCCUUUUUUUUUAAAGUGUUUAUUUCCUUUAAGAUUCAGUAGGAUAGCCAAACUCAUAGAGAAUAAAAUUACAUGAAAGAGUUACAAGCUCACUGUUUUAAAGACUUGACAUUUUUCAUUUAGUUUUAAUUAACAGUAAUAAGUCACCUCCUGUUUUGCAAUGUUCACCAAAAAAAGAAACAUAGAAUAGGGGGAAAACAUGCUUAUAUAGCCAAGGUACAUAUCCAGAUGAUGUAACCUUUUUAGUAUUUGCAUGACUUGAAAACUGGGCAGAUCGAUAGCUAAUCGAAGUGCUUUAUCUGAAGGGAGAGGGUAAAGACAGUGUGACCAGGUUUGUUUUCAGGGCUGCCGAGUGAGCCUCACCUAACAGUCUCCAUGGGUAAUUCGCUAACCUUAACAAAGAUGGGAAGAAGUGAGUGCUCUGAUGUCUUCUGCGGGCUCUCCAUAAGUACUGUAAAUUUUUUUAAUAAAUAAAAACUGAAUAUAUAUGUA